Messenger RNA from Tauraco erythrolophus (red-crested turaco), 3021 nucleotides. The record is from RefSeq and is a predicted model, not a curated record. Lineage: Eukaryota; Metazoa; Chordata; Aves; Musophagiformes; Musophagidae.
CAGAUAAAGUCGAAACCGCCUCCCUCUUUUCCCAGCCAUGCAAACUGCGGGAUGAAGCUGGAAGCUGUGGUCGAGCAGCUGCAGAAGCAGCAGCAGAAGCAGCAAACGCCUCUGCAGAUGGAUUCCAGGGAGAGACAGCAGAGGCAGAUGAGAGAAGCGCAGCUGCUCUACACUCAGCAGCUGGCCGUGCAGCAGGCCGUCCUAGCAGCCACAUCUGGCAGGGCUUCAGGCGGCUCCGCCGUUGGUCCCUUGGCCAGAGGCCCACCUGCAGCCGGAGCUACGCGGGCUUUUGAUCAGAGCAGCAUGAAUUCAGAGCCAGAAGAUGAAGAGGAGGAGGAAGAGGAGGAGGAAGACGAUGAGGAGGAGGAAGAGGAGGAGGAAGGGGGUUUGGAAGGUGGCGAUCUUGAGGAUGGCGCUGAUGUGACUGGGAAAGAAACCUGCUCUGCUCUGAAGUAUUUCCAUGCUCCCAAAGUUGCCCAUCACAACCAAAGAGUGGCCUCUACCUCUAAUCCUCUUCCGGCUUCAGGGCACCAGCGGGGCCAGCAGGGCAAAGAAGAACAGGGUAAAGACACUACUAAGCCACCGUAUUCCGGUUCCCCGUCUGGACGCCAGAACUGGCGCUUGGACGAGCAGCUCAAACAGAACGGUAACGUGACCUGGAGUGAUGAAGGUGAUGGAUGCCGAGGAAGAGAAAUUUCACGAGACUUUGCCAAGCUCUAUGAACUGGAUAGUGACCCCGAACGGAAAGAGUUCCUGGAUGACCUCUUCAUCUUUAUGCAGAAGAGGGGAACUCCCAUCAAUCGGAUCCCCAUCAUGGCAAAGCAGAUCCUGGAUCUCUACAUGCUCUACAAGCUGGUGACUGAGAAGGGCGGGCUGGUGGAAAUCAUCAACAAGAAGAUCUGGCGAGAGAUCACCAAAGGCCUUAAUCUGCCCACCUCCAUCACCAGUGCCGCGUUCACGCUUCGAACCCAGUAUAUGAAGUACCUGUAUGCCUACGAAUGCGAGAAGAAAUCCCUCAGUUCUCCUGCCGAGCUCCAGGCUGCAAUCGACGGCAACAGGCGGGAAGGCAGGCGGCCCAGCUACAGCUCCUCUUUGUUCAGCUACUCGCCCACCACCACGGGGCCUCCUUCCCUCCUGUCUCCCCCAAAGAUCCGCUUCCCCAUCAUCGGCGUCGCGCCAGGCAGUGGGACCAGCAAUCCUCGGGUGUCUCCAGCAGCAGCUGUCAGAAAAGGUGACGGUGUGCCCUUGACUGUGUCUAUGCCAAAUCGUAUUGCCGUGCCAGUGACCUUGGCUAGCCAGCAGGCAACUGUGGCAGCAAGAACAGCCACUCUGGAGCAGCUGAGGGGGGGAGAGCCUCCGGAGAAGAAGGUCUCGCGGAUGACGGAGGAGGAGCAGCGGCUUGUCCAGCAGGCUCUUCAACGCAACCUGUUCAGCAUGGCGCGGCAGAUCCCCAUGAAGAUCAAAAUCAAUGGCAAGGAAGAUAAACCCGACUCGGCGGCGGCAGCAGCGCUGAAUUUGUCACCGAACGGCAUUGGGAGCAUUAACAUGUCGGUGGAGAUCAACGGCACGAUUUAUGCUGGAGUGCUCUUUGCCCAGAAGCCAGUUGUCCACCUCAUCGCAGGCUCCAGCACCCAAAGUUCCUGCAGCAGCAGGAGCGAGCCGGGAAGGAGUCGCACAGAUUACCUCAUCUCAAGGAACCUGCUUUUGGGGUUGGCCAACGGCAAGAUGAUGAUGAUGCUGAAACCUUUCCAUGCCAGCGAGUCUUUCUUCAUCGUCUUGCAUUUGCAGGUCUUCCUUGGCACGGGGCUGGCCCUGCUCUGCCUCAGCAUCCUCCUGGGCUGCGCCGCGUGCCGGCGGCACUGCCGGUGCCCGGGCUCCCGCCUUGGCCGGAAGCAGGUGACAGUGGAGCUGGGACCCGCUCUGCCCACCAGGACGGUGACGGUGCCCAUCCAGCAGCACUACGAGGAGGUGGCAGGAGAGGUGCUGGGUAUCCGAGCGGAGGAGGGUCCCCCGGCAUCACUGGCAUCCCACGGUGGUUUGCUCCGUGGCAGAGCCUCCUUGCCUGGGCUCUCCUUCUCCCCAAAGCUGGUGGGAGCGUGGCAGCGCCGCUGCACCAUCUCCGGAGCCAACCUCCUCCGCCAUGAGGAGAGCGCGCUGGUGCACCCCAUCCCAGGACCCUCCACCCCCUUGCCCUCCGGCACCAGCUCCAAGCAGCCUCCUCGGCUCCACUGUGACUUGUUCUACUCGCUGGCUGAGGCCACGCUCACCGUGACGGUCCUCGGUGUCUCCAAUCUGCCCAAGGGGUCACGGGGUGGCCAGGGCUCCUACGUCAAGGUGUACCUGCUGCCAAAGCUCCCGGCAUCCCGGCGCGUGGCAUUGCAGCGCGGCGGCCUCCACCCUGCCCGCCGGGAGCUGUGCCGGUUUGGCCGGUACAGCCUGGAGGAGCUGAGGAGCUUCACCCUACGCUUUGCCGUCUACGCCAGGUUUCACAGCCUCAAGGACUCCUUCGUGGGAGAGGUCCUCUUCCCCUGCGCUCAGGCCACCUGGGACCCCCAGGCAUCUUCUAGCUACAGCUGGGAGCUGUCGAGCACCAAAACCAAGCUCAGAAAGUGUCUCAGCACCCACAACACAAGCCACAGCGUCCUCUCCUCCCCACCCAAAUCCCUCGGCCAGCUCUUCCUUCUCCUCCAGUACCAAGCUCUGGCCAGUCGCAUCAAGGUGCUGGUCCGCAAGGCAGAGCACCUCGGCCGGCUCUCGCGUGUGCCGGGCACGCCAGGCCACUACGUCAUCAUCCACCUUUACCACAACGGCCAAGUCAUCGACACCAAAGAGACCAAGUCCGUCACCGGCUACAACCCCGUGUGGAACACGCCCUUCCUCUUCAACCUCCCCGCCGGGGACAUCCAGCAGCAAGAGCUGUCCUUGGAGUUCACCGUCAUGCAGCCCAAGGGCAGGGCUUGCCUGGGGCUCAGGCACUCACGAGAGCGAGUGAAGGAGGAUCUCGGAGGCUUGGAGACGUGA